Messenger RNA from Haplochromis burtoni (Burton's mouthbrooder), 2560 nucleotides. RefSeq lists its product as uncharacterized. Lineage: Eukaryota; Metazoa; Chordata; Actinopteri; Cichliformes; Cichlidae. Gene Ontology annotation, molecular function: nucleic acid binding. The coding region runs from base 1 to 1404 and encodes 467 amino acids. The transcript is spliced from 3 exons. The record is from RefSeq and is a predicted model, not a curated record. Gene Ontology annotation, biological process: DNA integration.
AUGUUUGAAGAUGUUGAGCACUGGGUGAAGAAAUGUCAGAGGUGUGUGUUAACAAAGAAGCCUAAACCCAAAGUUCAGGCACCCCACGCUCCAUUUUUGGCUACCCGCCCACUUGAAAUUGUUGCUGUUGACUAUACCACCCUUGAGCGGGCUACAGAUGGUCGUGAAAACAUUCUUGUAAUGACUGAUGUGUUCACCAAGUUCAGUCAGGCAUUUGCCACACAAGAUCAAAAAGCAGAUACCACAGCUAAGAUUAUCCUGAAAGAGUGGUUCAUGAAAUAUGGGGUACCAGAGCGCCUGCACUCAGACCAGUACAGGAAUUUUGAAAGCGCAGUGAUUGCUGAGCUAUGCAAACUGUAUGGAGUGAAGAAAACUCAUACAACACCCCACCACCCUCAGGGUAACCCACAUUGUGAGAGGUUCAACAGGACUUUGCACAACCUCUUGCGUACGCUUCCCCCUGAGAAGAAGCAGCGCUGGCCCGAGCAUCUGUCAGAGCUGGUGUAUGCUUACAAUGUCACGCCGCACUCGACCACAGGACUCCAGGAUGCACACGCCAGAGCCAGAAAAUUUGCCGAACGGAAGGCUGCAGAGAGAGUGGUUCAGCAACAAGGAAAGGUGUUCUGUCCACCUGUUGACAUCGGACAGUUUGUGUAUCUCCGUUACCGACCACCAGGAAGGAAUAAAAUUCAAGAUGCCUGGGCAGCCCCUGUGUAUAAAGUGGUUUAUAUCCAAGGAACAACAUACACAGUAGUGCCACUAGAAGGAGGGCCGGUGGAAAGAGUCCACAGAUCUAACUUGAGGCCAUGCGUGGGGUCUAUACCUGCACCCAAGCCAAGGCUACGUGACCAGGAAGUCAGUUCUGCAGAUGAGCACCAAGUGUCUGAUACGGAGGUUGAGCAUCCAGAGUUUGCCUUGAUGGAGAAGGUCCAGUACCCCAUGGAGCUGCCAGUGGCUCAGGGACCUGGGAACUUGGUUCCGACGGUCGACGAGCCUGGAGACCAAUUGGAGAAUGGAACUGAAAAUGUGGGUGAGGAUCUACUAGGGCAGGAGAGCAGUGACAACCCUGAUGACCUCGAGGUGGAGCCAGCAGCUUAUCUUCCACCUGGACCAGGAAGCAUUGGAUUCUCCAGCGAAGAACCGGUGGCGAAACCUGUUCCAGCUCCUAGGAAAGGAAAAAGAGAGAAAGCGGAGGCAGGUCCACCCACACCUGCUACACGCAGGAGUAGGCGAGAAACUGCAGGGGUCCACACAAACCCAUUUAAUCUACCUAGGUCAGCAUGCAAUGCAGUAUCCUUCAGUCCAGAUGUACUCUCCCAGGUGUUAGCCGGUAUGGUUCUCUACACCACCAAACUCAGGGGAAUGGUGGAUGAGCAGGGGGUCACCGAGGACAUUGACUCAUAGCAGGGGAGAAUGUAGCCAAGUGAACUAAUACUACGCAUGGAAAGGGUUUUAAAAAGAGGGGAUUGUGUUUUUGACUGAUUGCCUGUCUACCAGAGGUCUGUUGUAGAGUUGUCAUGGUGAUGACUAGACCUUGCAUUUUGGGGGUAUACUGUCCCUUUAAGAGACACCAUGGCUAGCUACACAAGAGGUAAAUGUGCUAAAAAGUGUAGCAUACUGCAAAAUAUUGUCACCAGUGUUGGAGUAGGCUGUAAUUAGCUACGUUUCUUUAGCAAUGACUCCAUGUUUGUGACCAUUUCUGUAGAGCUCUUAAUGCGCGACGGGCGCAUGUUUAAUGGUCACGUGCUGUGAAAGGGACUGAAGAGCGGGUUGGCAGGGGAGAUCACUUGCUGUGUGAUUCCUGCGUGUGUACUUGUCCUAGCACAGUAGCUGUGUGGAGAAACCGAAGUGAGUUCAUGAUGUUCUCCCAUAGAAAUGUAUGUUUAAAAGAGAGUUUACAGUGCACUUUAUUGCCAGUUGACCUGCGAAGUUGUGGGAUGUAAACAAUGUGUUUAUUUGUUUUGUUUUCUCUUUUUUCGUUGUAUUUGUUUCUUGACAGGUCACUACUGUUGUCUAUACUGUUUGAAUUUAACAUGUACAUAUGAUAGUUACUGUUGUCUCAGACCCUGAAAGGCAGUUUUAGGCUGAGCCAGUGAAAUAGUUAAAUUUUGCCGUUUCACUCAAAACUACAGAAUUAAAACUGUGCUCCUCCGAGUACAGUCGGAGAAUAAAAAAGCCCACAAGAGUAUUUCCUGUGUCCUGUCUCAUUCCCCAUGACCGGGCCACAUAUACUUAACAUGUCUCACACUCAUACAGUAAGACAAAUGGUGGGGGUCUAGUAAGGAAGUUGGGGGAAGCAGACAACUCCACAAGAAGAGUCUUUUGUCUCCUCGAGGACUCUGGAAGGUAGCGAGGGCGUGUGAACCUUGAGGUGUGAAACAGCUUUUGUUCCUGGAGAAAGUAUUUAACUGAGAACCAUGCUAGGCUCAGGGAGACUCUGCUGACCGUCUGUCCCGCGGUCAUGCAGGGACUUCAUCAAGCUUGCUUGUCUGUUCUUUGUGUGUUUGGAUUAAAGAAUGUUAGCUACCGCUCACCGCUCGUCUGCAGGCUUUAUUUAAAU